GCCCUGCUCACUUCCUUGAAAUCUACUGCUUGUGUGAGAGCGUGUGUUCUAACAGAUUUCAUUUGCUUCAGUUGAGUGGCAGCUCACGUCUUCAGAUUCUAAACUGGAAACUUGCUUUUGGCACUGCCUUCUCCCCUCCCCUGCUGAAAUGAUUGCACUUUAGAAUUCAGUGGAGUUUAUUGGCUCUUUGGACUUACUCAUUCUGCUUUGACUACCGUUGACUGUCUGUUAUUACUGUAGGAGUGACAGAAAGUGACUUUUUUAUCUGCUGAAAUGUUUAUGGAGGGUCCCGUGCAACUAGGGUUGGGACAUAAUUGUUCAAUCCCUCUCUCUUCUGAGGGCAAGGAAAUGUGCAGAAGAUUUGAGCAGAGACGACUAUCCUUAGGAUCUUAUAGGAUGAAUAGAAUGCUACUACGGCAGCAGCUUUUAGCACAGAUUCAGCAAGAAAUUGAAGCAAAGGAGGCUUGUGAUUGGUUACGAGCAGCAGGAUUUCCUCAGUAUGCUCAAUUGUAUGAAGACUCUCAGUUUCCUAUUGACAUUGUGGCUGUGAAGAAGGAUCAUGAUUUUCUUGAUAAAGAUCUUGUAGAACCGCUUUGCAGGCGACUGAACACACUGAAUAAGUGCGCCUCUAUGAAACUGGACGUGAGUCUCCCCAGGAAAAAAACUGAAGAUUCAGAUGAAGAAGAUUUGUGUGCCAUUAGUGACAAAUGGACUUUCCAAAGGAGCAGCCGAAGGUGGUCUCGCUCAGAGGGCAUCGACUCUUUACUGCACACUACUGAUACACAGGCUCUUGCAGGGGGCAUGCAACUGAAAAGUACGAUGAGCACAGAGAGUGUGCUCACUGAGAUGAGCGAGCCUGAAGUGUCUUCCCUUCACAGCGAGAGCAGCACAGGAAGUGACGGGAGAAGUGUGGUUGGAAUUACAAGCCUAAUCCCAGAUCAUGCAGGCAACUCAGUACGAAACGGUUUAGAAUCCUUAGUAGUGCACGAUCCUGCUUUAGUAAGCGACAUUACUGUUCCUCAGUUUAGCAGAGAUUUGGCAAGCCAUAGUCUUAGUGUUAAUCUGAAACAUGAGAAACCAAGGACAAGGGCAAAAAGCUUCAUGAAGCGUGUGGAAACACUGCGUGCUAAAGGUAAUCAAGGAAAGCUAAAAAGUUCUGGAAAGACUGGCACGUUAAUAGUUAGUGGACCGAUGUUGCAGGAAGAGUCUAAAACACUGAAAGCCAUGCAGUGCAUGGAGCUAGCCGAUGGCGAUCUUAGUCGACUGGCACAGAACGCCAGUACAUGUACGUUGUCUGUAUGCCCAAAGUCAUGUAGUGAUAGCAGUCAUUCAGAAACUAGCAGUGGAGAGGUAAGUAUACCCUGCCAAAAGGACAGAAAACAUAAUCAAAUCAACAAACGAGGGGGAAUGUACCUAGAAGACCUUGAUGUCAUUACUGGAGCUGUUUUGAGACAGGUGGCAGAGCAAAACUGUAGAAAUGAAUACCGAUCCCAUGAGAACCUUGUUGUUCAUAUACCCAAGGACCACAAACCUGGGACCUUCCCAAAGGCACUUUCAAUUGAAAGCCUUUCCCCGACAGACAAUAACGGUCAUUCUGUGAACUGGAGGAGUGGAAGUUUUACACUGGGUAACCAAAACUGUGAUAAUGCCAAAGAGCCGAGAUUUGCCCCUUGCUGUCCCAGAGGCAGUAGAAUUAGCAUUUAUGACAAUGUACCCAGUUCACAUUUAUACGCCAGUACUGGAGAUUUGUUGGACAUAGAAAAAGAUGACCCUUUCCCUCAGCUGGAUGACAUUCUUCAGCACGUUCAUGGUUUGCAGGAAAUAGUCGAUCACUGGUCUAAGGACAUGUUACCGGAUUUACAGGAUGAUGACAUGUCAGUAGAAGACUCAGGAUUGUUAGCAUUCCCAUCAUCCAAUCAGAUCAUGUUGGACUUUGAAAGGAAUUCUGUUUCUGAUGGGCGGACUACGCCCAGCGAUAUGGAGAGAGAUGGACUAUCCCUUAAUGAAAUAGAGGCAUCAGGAUCCAGGGAAAGAAGAGACUCCGGUUUUGGAGCAUCUUUAACAAGACCAUACAGACGGUUAAGGUGGAACAGUUUCCUGAUCCCUCUUGAGCUUGGUCACUCACAAAUAUGUGCCCAGUCUGCUGGACAGCUGAAUCUUCUGCAGAAGUUCUCCCUGCUUCGCCUGACUGCCAUCAUGGAAAAGUAUUCCAUGUCAAACAAACACGGCUGGACGUGGUCUGUUCCAAAGUUCAUGAAGAGGAUGAAAGUGCCCGACUACAAGGAUAAGAAUGUUUUUGGUGUUCCUUUGAUAGUUCAUGUCCAGAGGACAGGACAACCUCUUCCUCAGAGCAUCCAACACGCCCUGUGGUACCUGCGGAAUCAGUGCCUUGACCAGGUUGGCCUUUUCAGGAAAUCUGGAGUGAAGUCUCGAAUUCAGGCCCUUCGGCAGAUGAAUGAGGCAUCCCCUGAUAAUGUCAGCUAUGACGAUCAGUGUGCAUAUGAUGUGGCCGACAUGGUGAAGCAGUUCUUCAGAGAUCUUCCAGAACCUCUUCUCACCAGCAAGCUGGGGGAGACCUUCCUUCAUAUUUAUCAGUAUGUUCCAAAAGAGCAGCGCUUUCAGGCAGUGCAAGCCGCUAUCAUGCUAAUGUCUGAUGAAAACCGAGAGGCUCUUCAGACCCUUUUAUGUUUCCUCCGUGAAGUCACUUCCGUUGUGGAAAACCAGAUGACUCCAAUGAAUAUUGCUGUGUGCCUGGCACCCUCACUUUUCCACCUCAGCUACCUAAAGAAAGAAAACUAUUCCUCAAGGGUAAUGCAGAAGAAGUAUGCAACUGGCAAACCUGACCAGAAGGACCUGAAUGAAAACAUGGCAGCAACGCAGGGACUGGCACACAUGAUCAUAGAAUGUAACAGACUCUUUGAGCAGAUUCCACAUGAGAUGGUAACUCAGUCACGGAACUCGUACGUUGAUGCAGAUGUUCACCCACUGACACUUGAAGAGUUGGGAAAACAACUGGAAGAUGACGGUGGAAACCAUCAGACAUAUUUAGAGAAUCUUAUUCAGAACUUGUUGAAGGAAGCUAGAGAAAAGUUCAAAGGAUGGACUGCAUUUCCCAAUGCAUACAAUGCUGACCUGGCAUACAAAAAGGUUGGCGAUGGAAAUCCUCUACGUUUGUGGAAGGUCUCAGUAGAAGUCGAAGCUCCUCCAUCAGUUGUGCUUAACAGAGUGCUGCGGGAGCGUCACCUCUGGGAUGAAGAUGUGCUGCAGUGGAAAGUUCUAGAGACAUUGGAUAAGCAGACUGAAAUAUUUCAGCUUGUUCUGAACAGUAUGGCACCACACCCCAGCAGAGAUUUUGUCAUCCUGAGAACAUGGAGGACAGACCUUCCAAAAGGAACAUGUACAUUGGUGGCUGUUUCUGUAGAUCAUGAGGACUCUUCAAUGAUUGGAGGAGUUAGAGCAAUUGUACUAGACUGUCAGUAUUUAAUUGAACCUUGUGGAUCAGGGAAGUCACGAUUAACGAAUAUCUCCAGGAUAGAUCUUAGAGGCCGUACUCCAGAAUGGUAUAACAAGACUUUUGGACAUCUUUGUGCAGCUGAAGCUACUAGAAUAAAGAACUCAUUUCAGCCAUUGACUUCUGAAGGACCAGAAACCAAAAUCUGAAAGUUUUAACCUGAAUUACCCAAUUCACUGGCAGUUCACUAUAACAGAGGAACAGACCAAGGCAGAUGCCAUGGUGGUGCCAAACAACUUUGCUAUAACUGGAGUGCUAUCUUCAGUAGAUGUGCCAGAAUUUUGCCAAUUACUAAAGAUAAUAUAGUUCACAAUGUAUGACAAAACUAUUGGACCUAUACAUUCUUUAUAACAGAAAUGCUACAAUGUCUGGGACAUUAUCUGUACUUUGCAUAUUGUAAUAAUUAAAAUGCUUCUAAGAAGCAUACUUAUUUUAAUAAGUGUAAAUACAGAGAAUAAAUUAAAUUUAUAUAUACAUAUAUGUGAUAUAUAUAUGAGCUAUGUGUCUACGUGUGUAAAGUGAAUAAACUGUACAUAUUUUAA
This is a messenger RNA of Protopterus annectens (West African lungfish), 4053 nucleotides long. RefSeq names its product StAR related lipid transfer domain containing 13 (gene STARD13). Lineage: Eukaryota; Metazoa; Chordata; Ceratodontiformes; Protopteridae. Gene Ontology annotation, molecular function: protein binding; GTPase activator activity; lipid binding. The record is from RefSeq and is a predicted model, not a curated record. The coding region runs from base 274 to 3660 and encodes 1128 amino acids. Gene Ontology annotation, biological process: actin cytoskeleton organization; signal transduction; regulation of Rho protein signal transduction. The transcript has 14 exons.